Eutrema salsugineum is the source of this 1171-nucleotide messenger RNA. Its product is annotated as probable aquaporin PIP2-5. The transcript is spliced from 4 exons. NCBI's taxonomy places the organism in Eukaryota, Viridiplantae, Streptophyta, Magnoliopsida, Brassicales, Brassicaceae. Gene Ontology annotation, cellular component: plasma membrane. The record is from RefSeq and is a predicted model, not a curated record. Gene Ontology annotation, molecular function: water channel activity. Gene Ontology annotation, biological process: transmembrane transport. The coding region runs from base 92 to 952 and encodes 286 amino acids.
ACAUCAAUUCUCUCUCAAUCUCUCUCUGUUUUUAAUAUAACUCAAGAUUACAGAGACAUACUCUUAAGUUUGGUGAAGAAGAAGAAGACAAAUGACGAAAGAAGUGGUUGGAGAGAAGAGAUCUUUCUCUGGAAAAGACUACCAAGACCCACCGCCUGAGCCUCUAUUCGACGCAGCUGAGCUUGGGAAGUGGUCCUUUUACAGAGCUCUCAUCGCUGAGUUCAUAGCCACUCUCCUCUUCCUUUAUGUUACCGUUAUGACUGUUAUUGGCUACAAGAGCCAGACCGAUCCAACCCUCAAUCCUGACCAGUGUGCAGGUGUUGGCAUCCUCGGCAUCGCUUGGGCCUUUGGUGGCAUGAUCUUUAUCCUUGUCUACUGCACUGCCGGAAUCUCGGGUGGGCAUAUAAAUCCGGCGGUGACAUUUGGGCUGUUCUUGGCUCGGAAAGUGACACUGGUGAGAGCAGUGAUGUACAUGGUGGCUCAAUGCCUCGGUGCCAUUUGCGGUGUGGCUUUAGUAAAGUCCUUCCAGUCUGCUUACUACACCCGCUACGGCGGCGGCGCAAACGGUCUAGCUGACGGUUACAGCGUAGGCACCGGUGUUGCCGCCGAGAUCGUCGGUACAUUUGUUUUGGUCUACACCGUCUUCUCCGCCACUGACCCCAAGAGGAGUGCGCGUGAUUCUCAUGUCCCCGUAUUGGCUCCAUUACCAAUUGGAUUUGCGGUGUUCAUAGUUCACUUAGCUACAAUCCCAAUCACGGGCACUGGCAUUAACCCUGCAAGAAGUCUCGGAGCUGCAAUCAUCUACAACAAGGACCAAGCUUGGGACCAUCAUUGGAUAUUUUGGGUGGGUCCGUUUGCGGGUGCAGCCAUUGCGGCUUUCUACCAUCAGUUUGUGUUGAGGGCUGGUGCGGUGAAGGCACUCGGGUCCUUCAGGAGCCAAUCUCACGUUUAGCUUUGAUUCAAGGAGCACAAAGAGACGAUAAUAAAGAGAAGUUUCUCUUUAAUAUAUAAGUAAGAUUGUUGGAGCCAAGUGACGUGUAGUAUCUAAUUUCUAGCUUUGGUGAAGAGAGGUUUUGAGUCUGACUUGUGGGACAACUUUGAAAUGCUACUUCUAUUAUAUCUAUGUCUGUCUACUCCCUUAUUAACUUAAUAAUAUUGCUAUAUUUUCCUA